Mus pahari (shrew mouse) is the source of this 1821-nucleotide messenger RNA. It is a transcript of the gene Paip1, whose product is annotated as poly(A) binding protein interacting protein 1. Gene Ontology annotation, molecular function: protein binding; RNA binding; translation activator activity. The transcript is spliced from 10 exons. Lineage: Eukaryota; Metazoa; Chordata; Mammalia; Rodentia; Muridae. The record is from RefSeq and is a predicted model, not a curated record. The coding region runs from base 206 to 1555 and encodes 449 amino acids. Gene Ontology annotation, biological process: regulation of translational initiation.
GGCAGCCGAAGGGAGCCUGGGAGGCGGGCGCUGUGCUGCGGCGCGUCGGCGGGGGCCCGGAGCGCGGAGGACCGAGCAGGGCCCGCCGGCCUCCUCCAUGAGGCCUGAGUGAGGCGCGCCGGUGACAGGCGGCCCGCGGCGCCUCCCGCGCGUCCUAGUCGGAGCGGCGGCGGCGGCGGCAUCCCCGGGUCGGAGAGCCAGGAGCAUGUCGGACAGUUUCGAUCGGGCUCCAGGUGCUGGUCGGGGCCGGAGCCGGGGCCUGGGCCUGGGCCGCGGAGGGGGCGGGCCUGAGGGCGGCGGGUUCCCGAACGGAGCGGGGCCUGCGGAGCGGUCGCAGCAUCGGUCGCCGCCGCCGCCGCCGCCACCGCCACCGCAGCCCAAAGCUCCGGGCUUCCUGCAGCAGCAGCCGCCGCCGCUGCGCCAGCCCAGGACCGCCCCGCCGCCAGGGGCCCAGAGCGAGGCCCCCGCCGGCUCCGCGCGGCCUCCCCGGCCCGGGGCGCUCCCAGAACAAACGAAGCCCCAGAGAGCUCCACCUAGUUCACAGGAUAAAAUCCCACAGCAGAACUCGGAGUCAGCAAUGGCUAAGCCCCAGGUGGUUGUGGCUCCUGUGUUAAUGUCUAAGCUGUCUGCGAACGCCCCCGAAUUUUACCCGUCAGGUUAUUCUUCUAAUUAUACAGAAUCCUAUGAGGAUGGUUGUGAGGAUUACCCCACUCUAUCAGAAUACGUUCAGGAUUUUCUGAAUCAUCUGACAGAACAGCCCGGCAGUUUUGAAACAGAAAUUGAACAGUUUGCAGAAACCCUGAACGGAUGGGUCACAACAGACGAUGCUUUGCAAGAACUUGUGGAACUUAUUUACCAACAGGCCACGUCUAUCCCAAAUUUCUCUUACAUGGGAGCUCGCCUGUGUAAUUACCUGUCCCAUCAUCUGACAAUUAGUCCUCAGAGUGGCAACUUCCGCCAAUUACUACUUCAAAGGUGCAGGACGGAGUAUGAAGCUAAAGACCAAGCUGCAAAAGGGGAUGAANUGACUCGAAAACGAUUUCAUGCAUUUGUUCUGUUUCUGGGAGAACUAUAUCUUAACCUGGAGUUGACAGGAUCAGUUUUAGAAGACACAUGGAAGGAAAAGGGGAAAACUGAUAUGGAAGAAAUAAUUGAGAGAAUUGAAAAUGUUGUCCUAGAUGCAAACUGCAGCAGAGAUGUAAAACAGAUGCUCUUGAAGCUUGUUGAACUUCGAUCAAGUAACUGGGGCAGGGUCCAUGCAACUUCAACAUACAGAGAAGCUACCCCUGAAAAUGACCCUAACUACUUCAUGAAUGAACCAACAUUUUAUACAUCUGAUGGUGUUCCUUUCACUGCAGCGGACCCAGAUUACCAAGAAAAGUAUCAAGAGUUACUUGAAAGAGAGGACUUUUUUCCAGAUUAUGAAGAAAAUGGAACAGAUUUAUCAGGGGCUGGUGACCCAUAUUUGGAUGAUAUCGAUGAUGAGAUGGACCCAGAAAUUGAAGAAGCUUAUGAAAAGUUUUGUUUGGAAUCAGAGCGCAAGCGAAAACAGUAAAGUUAAAGUGGAGGAUAUCGUUUUGUUUUUUUUUUUUUAAUUUUAGGUAUGGUGAUUUAGCAGAACACAGGAAAGCAAGAAACUGUGUCAGACUUAUACCAAAUUAAGGAUUUUGAGUUAUGUUACUAAUGUAUGCAACUUUAAUUUUGUUUAACACUACCUGCCAAAAUAAACUUUAUUCCCUGUAACUUAAAUGUGUAUAUAUAUAUAAUAGUUUUAUUAUGUACAGUUAAUUCUACUGUUUUGGCUGCAAUAAAAUCGAUUUU